GCAGGCCCCCCACCCUGUGGCCCGGGCGCCUGCGCAGACCAGUUGCCCGCCCAGUUCUGGAGCUCGCGCGCCCAAACCUUGCCUCGCGUCAUUUCGCUUCACCUCACCUCACUUCGCCUCGCGUCUUCGCCUCGCCGAGCGUCGCGUCUUCGCCUCAGCCGAGAGUCAUGCCGCGCCUGCCGGUUGUCUGCCUACUUCCCCGCCGCCGCGUGACCCUGCUGGUCCUGCAGCCUGGCCAGCGCCUGGUGCACUCGGCACCUCCGCGCCAGCGCCCCGCGUCGACCAUCGCGGUGGCUAUUGCCCUCGUGGUGCUUUUUACCGCCUUCUUCACCCCCAGUGGGUAUGUGCUGAGCAAUAUGAACCAGUUCUGAAGACGGUAGUGGGAGAAGAUGUAGAGCAGCUGUUAACGUCCAACAAACUUUCAGAAAACGCUGUGGCUUCUUUAAAUGAGUAAAAGUGCUUAGUUGGGUUGAUGAUGCAACCGCUGUGGGUAUUCACUUUCAUAACCACAUGCUUAUGGUAAAUAUUUUGCACUUUUUUUGUACUGUGCAUUAUAGAAAGUUGUAUAGUCAAUUAAAAAUGUUAAAUAAAAUUGAGACACUUGUUCAUGCUUG
Messenger RNA from Balaenoptera musculus (blue whale), 614 nucleotides. Its product is annotated as cytochrome c oxidase subunit 8C, mitochondrial. Gene Ontology annotation, cellular component: mitochondrion. The transcript is spliced from 2 exons. The record is from RefSeq and is a predicted model, not a curated record. Gene Ontology annotation, biological process: mitochondrial electron transport, cytochrome c to oxygen. Bases 168 to 371 code for a protein of 67 amino acids. NCBI's taxonomy places the organism in Eukaryota, Metazoa, Chordata, Mammalia, Artiodactyla, Balaenopteridae.